AUGCUGGCGACGACGGCGCUGGGCGCGGCGUUCUUCGAGCUACCGAUCGCGACGGCGUUCGCGCUGGGAUUUUUGAUGUGCGGGAUAUCGCUGGCGGUGGUGAUUCCGCCGGCGGUGGCGAUGAAGCGGACGGGGCUGGGCGUGGAGGCGGGCGUGCCGGAUCUCGUCGUCGCCGCGAGCUCGUUUGACGGAAUUCUGUGCAUAGUCGGCUUCGGCGUGUGCGGCGGCGUCGUGGCGGCGUCGGGGGGGGGCGGGGCGAGCGCGAUGGCGUGGAAGGUGCCGACGCAACUCGUCGUCGGCGCGCUCGGGGGAGUCGGCGCGGCGGAGUUCGCGACGAGGUCGGGAUUGUUGUCCGCGCCGGGGAAUCGCGCGAGCGCGACGUCGGACGCGUCGAUGAUUUUGUCCGUGGUUUUGUUGAUUUUGUUCGCGGCGAAACGGUUGGAAGUGAACGGCGGAGGAGCGCUGGCGAGCAUCGCGUUUUGCGUCGCCGUCUCGAGCGCGUGGAAAUCGCGCGGGAUGGAGGACGCGCUCAAGGAAACGACGGCGUUUAUGAACGCGCUGUGGGCCGAGUUCGCGGCGCCGCUUUUGUUCGUCAUCAUCGGAUGCACGCUCGAUUUGCACGCGAUGACGGGCGACGUCGCGGCGAAGGCGAUCGGAAUCAUAGCUCUCGGGGGAAUUGUGCGAGCGCUCGGUGUCUUUUUGAGUACGGCUGCGAGCGAGUCGAUGAAUCUUCGCGAGCGAGCGUUCAUCGCUCUCGCAUGGACACCCAAGGCGACGAUUCAGGCGGCUUUGGCGAACGUGGUUUACGACCAAGCGGUCACCGCUCAUGGCGUCGGCUCGCCCGAGGCGCUCGAUGGCGAAAAGCUUUUACAAACCGCGCUGUUGUCGAUUUUAAUCACGGCGCCCUUGGGCGCCUGGUGCAUCGCCUACUUCGCCCCGCGGCUUUUGAAGCAAGAGACGAAGCCCGUCGCCAUCGCUGUAGCAUAG
Ostreococcus lucimarinus CCE9901 is the source of this 987-nucleotide messenger RNA. RefSeq lists its product with no specific name. The transcript has a single exon. NCBI's taxonomy places the organism in Eukaryota, Viridiplantae, Chlorophyta, Mamiellophyceae, Mamiellales, Bathycoccaceae. The record is from RefSeq and is a predicted model, not a curated record. The coding region runs from base 1 to 987 and encodes 328 amino acids.